UCACUCACUGACCCACUCUCCACGAUACAAACUAAGAUAUUAAUUUUUCAGUCCCUUUUCUAUUUAUACUCGCUCUUCUCCUCUCUCUUUGUUUACCCUCUUUCCCUCGAUCCUUCCUUUCCUGGCUGUUUCCUUUCUCUUUCCUUUCUUUCCCGCCAAAAGCCCUUCACUUCGCUGCUGCUUCAGUGGACUGAUGAUGGUGUCAGCUUCUUCUCCAUCUUCCUAUCUGAAGAGCUAUUUGCUUCUUUUGAGUUUUGUCUAUUUCUGUCUUUGUCUCCCCUACCCAUAAUUUAAAUUCUUUCUCUAGCUUCUUUCCCGAUCGUUCUACUAAAGAUGACAGAACCCAUGCUAAUCUCCGAGCCCCUCCACAUGUCCUUACAACCGGUGAUCAAAUUCACCGAGCAUGUAACCACCACCAGCAAGCUCAUCCCCUUCUGUUCGAGAACCCGGAAAAGACUCGUUAGAAUCAUCCUCACAGACCCCUAUGCUACUGAUUCCUCCAGCGAUGAUGAAGAACGAGAAGAAAAUAAAGAACCAAGGAAAGGAAAGAAAUUCGUAAAGAGAGUGAAGCGACACGUCGAAGAAAUCAACUUUGAGCAAAUCAGACCAUCAGGUCUACCACCUACUAUUUCUAGAAGAAGAGUUUCUAGAUCUCUGAAAUCUGACGUCAGUUGCCGGAAGAAGUUCCGAGGUGUACGUCAGAGACCUUGGGGCAGAUGGGCUGCUGAGAUUCGAGACCCAAACCGCCGGAAACGUGUUUGGCUCGGUACUUUUGAUACUGCUGAGGAGGCGGCCACUGUCUACGACAGAGCUGCAGUUAAACUUAAAGGUGCUAACGCCGUUACAAACUUUCCAAAUCCUGCUAUGACGGAAGACAUCUUAGACAGUCAAAGGGAUGGUUGUGAAUCCUGUGACUCACCAAGCGCCGUCACGUCUUCCCCUACGUCUGUCCUCCGAUAUGAAGAAUUAAAGCCGUUCGAUGAGAGUUUCAGUUACGGUGACGUUGACGCUUUCGGUUUCGAGAUUGACGUGCCGUUACAUCUAGCGGACUUCAUGUUGUCGGGAAAACACUUGGCCGGAGAAGAAUUCGUUGACCUCGACGACUUCUUAGUUGACGUUAUAUCCGAAGUAGCGUGAAAUCUCUGAUUUUGUCUGGUAAUUUCAGGGAAUUGAGGACAGUGUUUGGUAAUUUCAUUUCUCGAAUUGUCACGUGGCGUCUUAGAAUUGGUUAUUAAGGCGACUAAGGGGAAACAGGUUGGCAAGUGGGUAGCGGAUUUACAGAAGUGCCCUCGUUUGUGGUGUAUUAUUUGAUUAGUCAAACUACGAAGUGUAAUUAAACGUGGAGUUUUAGCCGAUUGUAGGGAAUUAUACGGCGAUUUUGUCACGUGUUAUAAGUGUGCUCGUAUAAUUAAUUUUGUAAUUUGGUGUUAGUGAAGCAAUUACUUGUAUUUAAUAAUUAAUUAAAUAUAAUCAUUAUAAUUAUAAA
Molecule: messenger RNA, 1486 nt
Organism: Manihot esculenta (cassava)
Lineage: Eukaryota; Viridiplantae; Streptophyta; Magnoliopsida; Malpighiales; Euphorbiaceae
Product: pathogenesis-related genes transcriptional activator PTI6
Exons: 1
Coding region: 334-1137 (267 amino acids)
Biological process (GO): regulation of DNA-templated transcription
Molecular function (GO): DNA-binding transcription factor activity; DNA binding
Source: RefSeq, a predicted model, not a curated record